AGUCGUAAUGACAACUGCACCACAUAACGGACAAACAUUCGGCAGGAGUUCGGUCAGAAAGUCUGAUUAAAAACUUGUCAAAACCGAAYAAAGUAAUGAGUUAGAUUGUGAAAUUUCUAACGAACUUAACCCGAGAUGGAACAGACAGACGCUGCCACAAAGAAAAUGGACCAAGAGUUUGAAGAAAUGGAUUCAGAAGGCCGGUGGCAGAAACUGUACUACGAAAUCAGAAAUCAGUCCCACGAGUGCUCCUUCAAAGUGGCCAARUACCCAGAGAAUCGCAACCGAAACAGAUACAGAGAUGUCAGCCCAUUUGAUCACAGUCGAGUAAAGCUGGAGAACACAGAAAAUGACUACAUCAAUGCAAGUCUGGUGGUGAUGGAAGAAGCCCAGAGGAGUUACAUAUUGACUCAGGGCCCUCUGAGGAACACCUGUGGCCAUUUUUGGCUUAUGAUCUGGGAGCAGAAGACCAAGGCAGUCAUCAUGCUUAACAGGGUUAUAGAGAAAGGAUCAGAAAAGUGUGCCCAGUACUGGCCCACAGCAGAGGAGAGGGAAAUGGCCUUUCGAGACACUCGUUUCUUGGUCACAUUGUUGUCAGAGGACACCAAGUCUUACUACACCACCAGAGUACUGGAGCUGCAGAAUCUUAAUACGGGGGAGAAAAGAGAGAUCUACCACUUUCAUUACACCACGUGGCCCGAUUUUGGCGUUCCUGAAUCCCCAGCGUCRUUCCUGAAUUUCCUGUUUAAGGUGCGGGAGUCUGGCGCGUUGGGGGUGGAUCACGGGUCGGCCGUGGUGCACUGCAGUGCUGGGAUUGGACGCUCGGGCACGUUUUCUUUAGUUGACACAUGCCUUGUACUCAUGGACAAAAGGAAAGACCAGUCAUCGGUGGACAUCAAAAGCAUCCUGUUGAAGAUGAGGAAGUACCGUAUGGGUCUGAUCCAGACUCCGGACCAGCUGCGCUUCUCCUAUAUGGCUGUCCUCGAAGGAGCCAAGUUCAUCAUGGGAGACUCUUCUGUACAGAACCAAUGGCGUGAAUUAUCCAAAGAGGACCAGGAACCAAUUUCAGAGUCUCCGCCAUCGACUCAGCCUCAGGCCAGGUGUCCUGCUGAGCGAUACAACGGCAACCAAAAAGGAGGUCAGCAGGAGGAGGCAGGGGAGCACAAACAGGACGGCAAAAUACCUGCACAGUCUUCCUGCAAGGAACAGGAGCUGGACGGCAGCACAACACACAAACGGCGCAGAGAAGACAGYAUCUCCAAAUCUGCAGCAACCAAGAUGGCCCAAAGCAAGUCCAGGUCCAAUGACUCGGAGAGGAAGAGGAAAAGGACGAAAACCAGUGACUGCUGACCAGCUCCAACCACAAGACUUCAGCUGUUUGCAGCCAAAGCAAACAUCGGCAGGGAACUCCAGCUGCCCCCGUUCCCAACCUCUGUGCUCUUCCUCCUCGCCAUUUUAUUUCUUUUGCUUUGUUUUUAUUUCAGUCCAAUCAAGUCUUUUUUUAAGCAACGCCCACCUCGUCAUGCCUCAGACCCACCAUCUCAGCUUUCCAAACUUCGUUCCUUCUGAAAUGUUUACAGCAUUUACUGACUUUCUCUGAAGGUAAACAAAGCACCUCGAACCUCACCCAGCCUCUGUCGUUUUCUGCUUACAGAAUCAGUAAAUACUUUUUUCUCUUGUUUCUUAUGCGACUGAAAAUUGGGGCUAUGCAUUGCCAAUUUCUAAUGCUGGUCAUUUGUGUAUUUUUGGAAAAACAUUUUCUUUUUUCAGAGAGAAAAUAAUAAUUAAAAAAAUCUAUUUUUAUAAGAAACUACUUGAAGUUUUUCAGGUGAUAAGGUUUGUAUAAUGACAAAUACUGCUACCACCCAUGAGUAAAACAGUGGCAGGAAAUGUUUCCAUGAUGUACAUAGUUUUUUUUUUAAGAUGUGUAUUAAAGGUAUUUUUGCUUGUAAAAAUAAAGAACUUGUUACAGAUAUGUACACAACAAAAACCUUGUGACUUUUCUCCCUUUGAAAUGAAUUUGUCUUAAAGUUUUUCAGAGUGUAACCUCUAAAUAAAACUGGUAUCACUUAGUUUA
Austrofundulus limnaeus is the source of this 2077-nucleotide messenger RNA. It is a transcript of the gene ptpn2b, whose product is annotated as protein tyrosine phosphatase non-receptor type 2b. The coding region runs from base 136 to 1350 and encodes 404 amino acids. The record is from RefSeq and is a predicted model, not a curated record. Gene Ontology annotation, cellular component: nucleus; cytoplasm. Lineage: Eukaryota; Metazoa; Chordata; Actinopteri; Cyprinodontiformes; Rivulidae. Gene Ontology annotation, biological process: peptidyl-tyrosine dephosphorylation; negative regulation of ERK1 and ERK2 cascade; negative regulation of receptor signaling pathway via JAK-STAT. Gene Ontology annotation, molecular function: protein kinase binding; non-membrane spanning protein tyrosine phosphatase activity. The transcript has 10 exons.